Messenger RNA from Rhagoletis pomonella (apple maggot), 1355 nucleotides. RefSeq names its product venom serine protease 34. Lineage: Eukaryota; Metazoa; Arthropoda; Insecta; Diptera; Tephritidae. The record is from RefSeq and is a predicted model, not a curated record. Gene Ontology annotation, molecular function: serine-type endopeptidase activity. The coding region runs from base 41 to 1351 and encodes 436 amino acids. Gene Ontology annotation, biological process: proteolysis. The transcript is spliced from 3 exons.
UAUACCAACUACAGCAGCGGAUGUGGAAACGAGGUUUAAUAUGACUAGCAACACCAAAACUGAAGAGAAUGCAAACAUGACCACAGCUCAUUACUCCACUACAAAUACACUUCCAACCUCCUCGUCAGCGACAACGCAGGUGGACAUUAGCAACGCCUUCGCUUAUUUGGUAGCUCUAUUUGCCAACGGAAUAAAGACCAGCGUUCUAAUAGCGCCAGCAGCUGGAAAGUCAAGAAAGAAUAAGAAACGCAAGUGCAAUCUUCGCAAAGUGGCCGAAUCGAAGCGCAGAGUGGUGCGGCCAGCAGCUAACGCGGAUUCAUUGUCAGUCUCUCUGCAACCGUGGUUCGCUGUCAAUGGCAUUGAAAACUCUCGUUCAUUGCUGCCAACUACAGCAACACCCGCUGAAACUGCAAAGGUAAGAAACGCCUCGGCAGACGAUCUCAAAUCGAUAGACACUUUGGAGCGACGCGACUCGCGCAUCGUAUCGCACUAUGACGGAUAUCCAGCUGGCGCGGGUAAUGGACGUUUUUCGUGUUUAGUCGAGGCGGUAGAGUCGCAGUGCGAUUGCGGUUGGAGUACAUACUCGUUGAAAGUGGUUAGUGCGUCCAGUGUUGCCGGCGUUCAUGAGUUCGCAUCCAUGGCGGGUGUGCUGACGGUGAAGUACGCGAAGAUUUUCUGCGGUGCGGUGAUCAUACAUCACCAAUUCUUGCUGUCCGCUGCACAUUGCUUCAUAUCAGCCGCCACAAAUCGCUCAGAGCUGCUUCAGGUGGUUGUAGGCGAGCACGAUCUCUCAACUGUGUACGAAUCGGUCUACACUCGCUACUACGACAUCGACACCAUCAUUUUGCAUGAAAACUUUCGCGCAACCGGCACUCAGGUGCGCAAUGACAUUGCACUUUUGCGCACGCGUCAAACGAUCGAGUGGAAUCGCGGCGUCGCUCCCGCCUGCCUGCCAUUUCGUUCGAUCGCCGAUGGAGAGGAUGGCCGCAAGCCGCCAAUAGCAGGUCAGCGCGUGGAGACCGCCGGCUGGGGCAGCAUUUCAUUUGGUGGUCCUCAAUCGCCGCUUCUGCGCACCGCACUGCUGGAUGUGCUCGACGUUGAUGAGUGUCGCAGCGCGCUGGGCACUGUGCCGCCUGCAACAUUCUGCACCUUUACACCGGGACGAGACACUUGCCAAUAUGACUCGGGCGGUGGGUUAUAUUUGCGCGAGGGCGGGCGCCUCUUUGUGGUGGGCAUUGUUAGUUAUGGAUACGGGUGCGCAACACGACGGCCUUCGGUGAAUACAAAGGUGGCAUCGUAUAUACGUUGGAUUAAGAGUCAGACGUCGCAGGUAGCAUAUUGUAUAAAGUAGGGAG